This is a messenger RNA of Hydractinia symbiolongicarpus, 820 nucleotides long. Its product is annotated as 39S ribosomal protein L22, mitochondrial-like. NCBI's taxonomy places the organism in Eukaryota, Metazoa, Cnidaria, Hydrozoa, Anthoathecata, Hydractiniidae. The transcript has 6 exons. Gene Ontology annotation, molecular function: structural constituent of ribosome. The coding region runs from base 104 to 715 and encodes 203 amino acids. The record is from RefSeq and is a predicted model, not a curated record. Gene Ontology annotation, cellular component: mitochondrial large ribosomal subunit; ribosome. Gene Ontology annotation, biological process: translation; ribosome assembly.
UUUUUUACUUAAAAAUGGUAAAUAAAGCUGCACAUGUUGGCGAUUCUGGCGGCGGCGGUGGUGGUGAUGCGUGGAAGACUUCUAAACUAAUAAGAAAGAAAGCAUGAAUAUUGUGAGGCAUGCUGCCCUGUCUCUAAGCAGGAGAGGGUAUCAGGUGUGCUUCCCAUGCCAACAUCAGUUUGUGUUAGCAAGUUAUUUCUCUGUAACAAGAAACAAAUUGGGCAAAUCUGAAGUGGAAAUUCAAAAGGAACAAGGAAUUCCCCAACCUCCUCCUAUUGAAAUACCACACUGCAGAAGAGAUGUGAGAAUUGGACCUAAAAAAAUGACACUUGUUGCUAAUUUGGUGAGCCGCAUGCCAAUCCAAGAAGCCAUUACCCAGUGUGAGUUUUCUCCAAAAGGUGCAGCUGAAGUUGUCAAGGAGGUUUUGGAAGAAGCCCAAGAAAUUGCUGUGAAGAGAUACGGAGUGGAAGACAAAAAUAACCUAUACGUUGACCAGUCACACGUAGGUAGAGGGCAGCAUUUAAAAAGAAUCAAGUUUCAUGGGCGUGGACGGUUCGGCAAAAUGAAGCGUUACUAUUGUCAUUACUUUUGCGUGUUAAAAGAGGGCGUACCGCCCGGCAAAAACAUUUCUCGUCAAAACAGAAGACGUUUGUCUGAACUGGAACAAAAACUUAGAUAUCCAAAAACGAUUAAAAAUUCCUUAUCUUGGUGGUGACGCAAGUGCUAAGAAAUGUUCUCACGACAAACUUUCUGAACUCUGACGUUUCUACUGGGUAUUGUCUGAAAAUAUUUUUUUUAAAAAUAUAUAUUUUAGCGUAGA